UCCAGCUAAGGUCCUAUAAUGAUAAGACACAGCUACAGGGAGCCAGCUGAACCAACUGGAGAGUUUCAUCAGCAAUUCCCUGGGGUAACUCACGAUGCAGUGCAUUAAAGACGAGAAUGAAUUCAAAACACUUUUGAAAUCUGCCGGCUGCAAACUUGUGGUGGUUGAAUUUUCAGCAAAAUGGUGUGGUCCUUGCAAAAAGAUUUGUCCUCUUGUUCAUGCAAUGUCUCUCCAUUACCAAAAUGUAGUGUUUGCUAAUGUGGAUGUCGACGAUUCUCGGGAUUUGGCCCACACUUGUAACGUCAGAGUAAUACCCACAUUUCAGUUGUUCAAGCAAACCAAAAAGGUGGGGCAUCCAAAACCUUGGCUGGUUUUUGUAACCAGAAUUUUAUACUGUAUUUCAUUAGCCACCAUCCAGCUGCCACCUGACUCUUAGCAAAGAGAGACUCGUACAGACCCUUCCUGACACCCUCCUCCCCCGGUGGCCAAGCCUAAGAGAACUUUUUUAGAGGAGAUGGCUGCAAACCAGACAACCCAGAUAAAUCAUGAAAUUCUGCACCCAC
Molecule: messenger RNA, 563 nt
Organism: Eptesicus fuscus (big brown bat)
Lineage: Eukaryota; Metazoa; Chordata; Mammalia; Chiroptera; Vespertilionidae
Gene: TXNDC8
Product: thioredoxin domain containing 8
Exons: 6
Coding region: 95-436 (113 amino acids)
Molecular function (GO): protein-disulfide reductase activity
Source: RefSeq, a predicted model, not a curated record